AUGCCUAAGGAAGGUUUAAAGAGAACAAAAGUUACAACCAAAAGGAAGUUGCAUGUUCCUUAUGCUAAAGGCUACAGACCACCAUCACAAGAAGAUGCUUUGAAAGCCAUAGGAUUCAAGCCUGACAGACUGCCUCUAGUGUAUUCUGACACCAAAGAAACACCUACAUAUUUCUCAGCUAUACCUGCUCCUUCUUCAAUAGAUGACUGGCUAGCUCAGUAUGCUGAGGAAGGGCAGAGCUUCAGCAAAUAUCUAGAUGAAAAUCCAUGGUUCUCUAAUAGGAAAUUAAAGUUCAUGAGGCAAAGCUUUAACCCUAAAGGUAAAACUAUAUCUCAGAAGUACCCAAAUGGAAAAAUUUACAUUGCAAAAAUUGGCGCUUUCAAUAGCAAAGACAUAAUGUUUAGUGAUUUAAUUGACUAUGUGCAAAGAUAUUUAGGCCUACCAGUAGAAGUGUUUGAAGGACUAGACAUAGAGAAAAAAGGUUCAGAUUUAAUCUUAACUGAGGACCCAAGUCAUAAUCCAUCAAAACGCCAAUCAGCUAGAGUUAAAAAGUCCACUCUUACUACAAGGUUUAAUUCAGUGUCAAAGCAUGUUCAAAUAAACGUGGAUUCAAUUUUACCCAGAAUGCACUUGAUAAUGCCAGAUGAUGCUUUGUGCCUGAUUGGACUUACACCCUAUGACUUGUAUGGUGAUGAAUCUGAUUUGUUUGUGGCUGGCAUGGCCUCUGGUAACAGACGUGUUGCUAUAUUUAGCCUGUUGCGUUAUGAUCCUGCUCUGACCUUCUCUAAAGAAUUUUGGUAUGACAUCAAAACAAACAAGAAAAUAAAACAAGAAGAACGCCACAGGUUGAUUUUACAAAGAAGUUGCAAACUGGUAGUUCAUGAACUUUGCCAUUUACUUGGCCUAGAUCAUUGUAUCUAUUUCCGUUGCUGUAUGAAUGGAUCAGGUCAUUUAGCAGAAGACUUCAGUCAGCCAAUGAUGCUGUGCCCAGUUGAUCUGCAUAAACUUCAUGCCCUUGUUGGUUUUGAUGUCCUAAAGCGCUAUGAGAGUUUGCUAGAAUUCUACAAAAAACACUUGUUCACAGAAGAAGCUGAGUGGACAAGUCAAAGAAUCAAAUUUAUAAGCUCAAAUGUGGCUCCUUAAAAUUAUUUAAGGCUGUUAGAAAUAACAAGUCCUGUUGUUCCAUCUACUGUGAUAUAAAUUCUGUGAUAAUUUUGUGACUCUAUGAAUCAAAAUGUGAUGAUUGUACCUUGUUUAUGUUAUGUAAGAAGAAGAUAUCU
Messenger RNA from Physella acuta, 1280 nucleotides. Its product is annotated as archaemetzincin-2-like. Gene Ontology annotation, molecular function: metallopeptidase activity. The record is from RefSeq and is a predicted model, not a curated record. Gene Ontology annotation, biological process: proteolysis. NCBI's taxonomy places the organism in Eukaryota, Metazoa, Mollusca, Gastropoda, Physidae.